AUGUUCCUCCUGAACAAUACUUUCAUUCAGGGGCUGCACUGUCUAGUUGGCGCUCAGUACCUGAAUAUUAUGUCAGAUCAUGCUUGCUGUACUAUAAUUUUUGCCGCCAUUACUGCGUUUACGUCGUUCUUAUGGUCACUCCCGAGGACGUUCGAAUCGCUCGCAAAGCUGGGCGGUCUCUCUGCAUUUUUCACGUUUAUCUCGGUGUUAUUAUUGACCAUAAUCGCAGUAAAGCAACCUCACCCGGCAAAAUACAACCCUGACCCUAACCAUAUCAGCCCUGAAGGUAAAAAAGUAGGAGGGGAUCCCAUAAUCCUAGCAUUCCCAGCCAAAGGAACAUCAUUCGUUGCGAGAAUGGGAGCUUUCUUGAAUAUCAGCUAUACGUUUAUCGGCCAAAUCACGCUACCCAGUUUUAUUGCUGAGAUGAAACAUCCAAAAGACUUUUACAAGUCGCUAUGGGCUGUCUCCAUUGCUGAAGUCAUUGUUUUCAGUAUUGUGGGCGCCGUGGUCUACUCAUACACAGGAAAUCAGUAUGUCACAUCGCCAGCAUUUGCAUCUAUCAGUAGUGAUGCUGCAAAGAAAAUUAUGUUCUCCUUUAUGGUACCGACUUUAAUCUUCCUGGGAGUUCUAUAUGCGUCUGUUUCAGCAAAAUUCAUUUUCUUUCGUAUUUUUGAAGGCACAAGUCAUAAAGGCACUCACACCUUUGUCGGAUGGUUUUCAUGGAGUGGUAUUAUAGCAGCUACUUGGGUAUUUGCCUUCAUAAUCGCGGAGCUUAUUCCGUUUUUUUCCGAUCUUCUCUCCAUUAUGAGCUCCUUAUUCGACUCCUUUUUCGGUUUUAUUUUUUGGGGUGUUGCAUAUAUGCAAAUACAAGCGGCAGACGAAGCGAAAAGACCAAAGACAGCCCGAAGUGUUAGAGGAUGGAUUGCUUACAUAUUUAGUUGGAUUCUGAUUGGAAUAGGGCUAUUCUUCCUGGGGCCUGGUACUUAUGCAUCUAUCCAGAGUGUUCUCCUUAACUAUAAACAAGGGAGGACUGGAGGCCCAUUCAGUUGUGCGGAUAAUAGUGUGUGA
Molecule: messenger RNA, 1068 nt
Organism: Ophidiomyces ophidiicola
Lineage: Eukaryota; Fungi; Ascomycota; Eurotiomycetes; Onygenales; Onygenaceae
Exons: 3
Coding region: 1-1068 (355 amino acids)
Biological process (GO): amino acid transmembrane transport
Cellular component (GO): vacuolar membrane
Molecular function (GO): amino acid transmembrane transporter activity
Source: RefSeq, a predicted model, not a curated record